This is a messenger RNA of Notodromas monacha, 726 nucleotides long. The record is from the annotation of a GenBank genome assembly. NCBI's taxonomy places the organism in Eukaryota, Metazoa, Arthropoda, Ostracoda, Podocopida, Cyprididae.
AUGGUUCGGUUCAAGGCCGAAAUUAUGGGGAAGAAUUUGGUGUGCACAGAAGAACGGAAAAUGCGGCCAACCGAAGCCAUAAUCACUCGAUUUCGAAUCUACGCGCAACGAUUGUACCUGGCUUGUGAAGAAAAAACACUCUUGCCACUCUCUGCAGUGACACCUGCCCCAAAGAAGAAGCAGAAGAUUGUUCUGCAGCAGUCACCAGUGUUGGCAAGACAUGAUGUUCAGCACCAGCAGCUGUUUUUGAUGCCAGAAAAGGUAAAGAUGAAGCACCUGAACUCUAUGUUGCAUACGCUCAUCAUGACGCUUUGCUUCAGCAGCCAGCCUGGCCUCAUGAGUCGCCGACAGCAACGCCCGCAGAGCCGCGAUGACAGCAUCCUUGGCCUGGCUCGCACGGCGAAACGCUGCAUCCCCGAGACGCGCUUGUGUCCGCAGAGACUCCGACUUGGCGGCGCGCAUCGUGCGCCGCCAUUUGUCAUCCAGUCGCACGUCAUUCAGUCGACGGAGCUCCUCUUCCUUUUCCAACUUGGUCUGAGGCGCGCGGUCCGAGUGUGUUCUCUUCUGUUUUUUUCUUUGGUUUGUGCUUUGUUUCAUGCUUUGAAGUGAUUGAAUGUCUUGGGGGGAGUUGGGUUGGGUGAGGAGGGGGUUUGGAUGUGGGAGUCUUGGUUGUGCCUUGUGAACGCUGAAAAGCAGCAAAUAAAGUUUUUCGUUCAUUCAUUCAUU